CAGUCCUCCAGGGUCCGGUUCACGCCGCUGUCGCCGGCUGCUGACGUGCGCCGGCCGGGUGUGGGGCUGCGGGUGCGGGUCGCUAUGGCGGUGGACAUCACGCUGCUGUUCCGGGCCAGCGUCAAGACCGUGAAGACGCGGAACAAAGCGCUAGGAGUGGCGGUGGGCGGCGGUGUCGAUGGCAGCCGCGAUGAGCUGUUCCGCCGGAGCCCCCGGCCCAAGGGCGACUUCUCCAGCCGGGCACGCGAAGUGAUAUCUCACAUUGGCAAACUGAGAGAUUUUCUUCUGGAACACAGGAAAGAUUAUAUUAAUGCUUAUAGCCAUAUCGUGUCUGAAUAUGGGAGGAUGACAGACACAGAACGCGACCAGAUAGACCAGGAUGCUCAGAUAUUCAUGAGGACCUGUUCUGAAGCAAUUCAACAACUAAGAACAGAAGCCCACAAGGAGAUACAUUCCCAGCAAGUUAAGGAGCACAGGACGGCUGUUUUGGAUUUCAUUGAAGAUUACUUAAAAAGAGUUUGUAAGCUUUACUCAGAACAAAGAGCCAUCCGAGUUAAAAGAGUGGUGGAUAAGAAAAGACUAUCUAAGCUGGAACCAGAACCAAAUACAAAAUCAAGAGAAUCCACAUCUUCUGAGAAAGUGUCACAGAAUCCUUCAAAAGACUCUGAAGAAAAACCUACCACUGAGGAAUAUCCAGAAAAGAUUUCAGCCGAAGCACAACCUGAAUUGGGAAGCUGGGGAGAGGGCAAAGGUGAAGAUGAAUUAUCCCCAGAAGAAAUACAAAUGUUUGAACAAGAAAAUCAGCGGCUAAUUGGCGAAAUGAACAGCUUGUUUGAUGAAGUGAGGCAAAUUGAAGGGAAAGUGGUUGAAAUUUCCAGACUCCAAGAGAUAUUCACGGAAAAGGUUUUGCAACAGGAAGCUGAGAUUGACAGCAUUCACCAGUUAGUUGUAGGAGCAACUGAGAACAUCAAGGAGGGCAAUGAAGACAUAAGAGAGGCCAUCAAAAACAACGCCGGCUUCCGCGUGUGGGUCCUCUUCUUCCUCGUGAUGUGCUCCUUCUCCUUGCUCUUCCUCGACUGGUAUGACAGCUAGCGCGGGACGUGCUGACAAACUGCGCUCUCCUGUGGCUCCGGCGUUGGAGCGCGGUGGUGACCAGAUUUUAUCAUGGAGCCAUUUGAGGAAGAGGAGGUUGAGACAGACAAACGUACUCCCACAAAAGGGACGCCCAAACCAGUGGUGUUAAGCCCAUUUAGCAGCUGAAAGAGAAAGCAGUGCACGUAAGAGGAAAGUGGUCUGUGUGGCCACCAUGAGGCGAGAUGGACUGGAUGGGGAGAGCUGGCUGUUAACUGCACCCAAACUUGAGGCUGCCUCGGCGGGGGCUUGCUUCAGUGGAGGGCACAGCAGGCCUCAAGAUCCCCAGAGUGUCUCAGGGCUCAAAGGAAGUCGCUGGCCUUUCCUGUCUCCGUAGCUUUAGGGAAGAACAUGGUUAAUAAUGUUUCUCCACAAAUUACUUCUUUGUUUCCUUGUGGCUUCUUGUCUGCCUGAGUCAUCAAUACACGCACUCAUUGUAUCGCAGAAAAUUCAC
This is a messenger RNA of Propithecus coquereli (Coquerel's sifaka), 1585 nucleotides long. It is a transcript of the gene STX18, whose product is annotated as syntaxin 18. The coding region runs from base 85 to 1092 and encodes 335 amino acids. The transcript has 11 exons. Gene Ontology annotation, biological process: retrograde vesicle-mediated transport, Golgi to endoplasmic reticulum; intracellular protein transport. The record is from RefSeq and is a predicted model, not a curated record. NCBI's taxonomy places the organism in Eukaryota, Metazoa, Chordata, Mammalia, Primates, Indriidae. Gene Ontology annotation, cellular component: membrane; SNARE complex; endoplasmic reticulum. Gene Ontology annotation, molecular function: SNAP receptor activity.